UAAUUAAUUCGGGUGAAACCGGAUUUAAGUCAAGUAACAUUUAUAUUGAGAAUAGGCUUCAUGUACGCUUAAACCUACCAUAUAAAAAAUGGACAAUUUCAAACAGACUAAAUUUCUAUUAAUUUUCUCCUUGGGCUAAUGCUUUCCAUUGUAUUACUUUAUUAUUUGAAAAACAUGGAAAAUUGAAGUAAGAUUCGACAUUCUAUUGUUCUUUUGAUGACAGUAAUCUCUUCAAAAAAUUAUAUCCCUAUCAUAACGGCUUCUGUUUUAAUUUUUGAUGACAGUUACUCCAAUUUUACAUUUUGAUAAAAAACGCUACCCCAUUAUACUUUAUACGAAUUCCGCAUUUUCAAAAUAAUACAAAAGAAUAGCAGCUGCUGUCAAAUUAUUCAAAAAUCAAAGUUCUAAAGUUCUUUUGUCUUUUACAUAUUUGACAAAACGAUUUUUUUUUCUGCUUUUUCAAUAGUUCAUAAUUUUUGCGUAAUCAAAAAAAAAAAUUUUAAUUUUUAAUAUUAUAGAAAAGUUUUUUUAAAAAAUUUCUACUAAAAAUUUUUUAAUUUUUUAGAUGCCAAUGAGUACUCCAACAAGUCCUCGGAAAUUUAAUGGUUUAACAGAUGAGGAUCGUCCGACACCUUUAUUUACAGAUAUGAAUUUUAGUCAAGAAUUAAGUGGUAAAAUGCGUGUACCAAAAAGAAUAAAAGCAACUGGCGAAUAUUCGGAUGAAGAUUUAUUAUUAUCAAAUCAAAAUGGAAUAAUGAAUUCUUGGACUUAUCAUGAUAAAAUUGAUAUGAAUGUUCCAGAUCGAAUUGUUGUUAUAGGCCAGGAUCAGCAUUUAGGAACACGUUCAACACCACGUGAAAUUGUAUUGGAUAAUUCCAUUUUACCAACAGAUCCAGGUUUUGUUAGAGUACAAACACCACCAAGAGUUAUAACAUUAAGUGAACAUGUAUUUCCAACAAUAGAAGACAAUGGAAAACCAAAUAAUGGUUUUGGUUCAUCUAAUUAUAUACGAGCAGGACAAAAUGGACAUAUAACAGUGGGAUUUGAUCCAAAUGCUGGAUAUAAUAAUUCUAAUAUGAAUGAUACAUCAUCUGUUGAAGAUGAAUCAGAAAGACGUCAGAUAACUAAUUCUAGUCGAAAAUCAUUAAAUUAUAAUGAUACAACUAUUGCACAUCGUGAUGGUACACCACCAAUUGGUGAUUUAUCACCAUCAGAAGAAAUUAUGUACUUAAGAAGGCAAUUAGCCAAAUUAAAUAGACGGGUGCUUUCAAUCGAAAUUGAUAAUGUUCAAAGACAACAACGUGAAAAAAUCAUAUAUUGCUUGGGAUUAGCAUAUUUUUUAUUAAAAACUAUUUUCUGGUUGAACAAAAAUUAAAAGAUUAUGAUAAUUGGAUGCCUUUGCUGUAAACCAAAUUAAUUGACAACUUUAAGAAGAAAAAUAAUUAACUGAUUUUUUUUUUUGUAUUAAAUAAGAACAUAAAUAAAUAAGCUGCUUGAAUAUUUGAUAAAGAAAAAAAACAUUGGAGCAGAAGUGGAUCAAAUAUUUACUUCAAUCAGAAGAAAUUCAUUUUUUUUUAUAUAUACAUAUAUAACUAUUAUUAAAUAUUUACCUACAAGAAAAAAAAAAGUAAUAUUCCAUAGUUAACCCUACGAAAUACAAAGGUUAAGAAAAUCAAAAAAAAAAAAUAUAAGGAAGAAAAAAAAAAAGAAGAAUGAUUAUGAUUUUUAUUAAAAAAAAAAUAUCUAAUUAUAAUAAAUUAUUAAAUUUACAUAAAAAAAAUUAAUAUAAAUAUUAGAAAUCUAACUAUUUGUUGUUUUUGUAAUGAUAUGAAUCUGAUCUCUAUGAUAUUAGAGCUUAUUUGAAAUGGAGGCAUUACAAAUUUUUGUUUUUUUAAGAGAAUAUUUAAAAAACUAAUAAAUAGAAAAAAUUUUAGAGAUUUAGUAAAAGAAUGAUAAUGAAUACAUUUUUUUUUUAAAUACCUGUAAAAUAUUAUAAACAAAUUCGAGAUAUAAAUAGAAAACGAAAUACUUUAUUUUUUUUUUUGUAUAUAAAUUGAAUUUUCCAAAUAUUAAUUAUACAUUAAAUUUUAUUUUAUCAAUUUUUUUUUAAUUAUUCAUUAAAUAUAGCUUUGGUUUCAUUUCUCUUUUUUUAUAUUUUUUUUAAUUUCAAUAUAUACAUAAUUCUCGUUUUUAUUUCACAUUUACUUAGUUUAGUUAUAAAUUUUAAAGUAUGACAAAAUAAUUAAAAAUAAUUAAAUAAAAAAAAAGAAAAGAAUUGUUGUGAAUGAAAAAGUAAUACGAAUUACCUUUCGAUUAAUUAAAAUUAAAAAUUACCAUACAUAAAUAUAUAAAAAAAAAUUAAAAUUAUUGAAUACAUACACGAAUAAAACACUUAUUUUAAGAGCAAACAAAAAAGAAAUUGAAAAAUGGUAAUUAAUAUAACCAUUUUGUAGAAAUUUUUAAUUAAAAUAUUUAGAAUUUUAAGUUGAAAUUAAAAUACAUAAAAUAAAAUACAAUGAAAUGUUUGUUUUGCAUACACAUUUUUUUUAUACUAUGUGAUUGAUUUUAAGAGUAAGAAAAAAAUAAUUUUAAUUUUUUUUUGGUCACAAAUAACAAUCACUGUUAAUUGUUCUAAAAUGUAUUAAUUUUUAAAAGCAUUAAAAUCACAAUUUUAUAUUUUACAAAUGCAUGUAGAAGAAUAUUAAAUCGUCCUUUAAGCAAGUAAAUAAUUAUUCAUUUAUUGUUUAGGUGCUGAACAUUUAAGAAAAUGUUAAAGUUCAUAUAUACUUAGUUCAUAUUAUUAAAUUUAUAUUAUUGAAAUUGAUUUUUUAUUUUACUAUUAAGAAAUAUUAAAACAAAUACCUUUAAAUCAGGUAAAACAAAUCUUGAAUUCUGGAAUUGAUUUAAUUUUUAAGUUAGUUACUAUUAAAGAAAUCAAACAUGCACGCAUUUUUGUUAAUUUUAGUUAUUUUUUUAGUAAAUCUUAAUCAAACAUAUGGUAA
This is a messenger RNA of Condylostylus longicornis, 3002 nucleotides long. RefSeq names its product transport and Golgi organization protein 11 (gene Tango11). The transcript has 3 exons. Lineage: Eukaryota; Metazoa; Arthropoda; Insecta; Diptera; Dolichopodidae. The record is from RefSeq and is a predicted model, not a curated record. Bases 566 to 1375 code for a protein of 269 amino acids.